Messenger RNA from Entelurus aequoreus (snake pipefish), 908 nucleotides. RefSeq names its product protein SPO16 homolog. The transcript is spliced from 5 exons. Gene Ontology annotation, biological process: synaptonemal complex assembly; reciprocal meiotic recombination. NCBI's taxonomy places the organism in Eukaryota, Metazoa, Chordata, Actinopteri, Syngnathiformes, Syngnathidae. The record is from RefSeq and is a predicted model, not a curated record. Gene Ontology annotation, cellular component: chromosome. The coding region runs from base 270 to 836 and encodes 188 amino acids.
AUAGCUGCUCUCCUUACUGAGGAGUCGGCAAGAGCGCAUAAAAGUGUCGUGUUUAAACUCUACAAAACGCACUUUCAUGUAAAAGUAUAGCAAGUAGAAAAGUGUAUUAAAGUGACAUUUGACACAAGUAGAAAAGUGUAGUAAAGUAACAUUUGACGCCUAAUGUUCGCUGUCAGUUCACAUCCUCAAGUAUGGAGUCCAGCCAAAUGAGUGAGUCUCGUUAGCUAGUUAGCUCUAGUUAGCCAGUUAGCUGUAGUUAGCUGUAGUAGAUGUUGGCACACAAGAAGACUGAAGUUGUCUGUGAAAUAAGAACCUUCAAGUCUUUUGCGGCGAUGGAAGAAAGUGUGUGGACAACGACCAUCAUCAUCAGCACAUCACUGCAGAGCCACGACACGCUCAGGAUGCUCAGAGCUCAGCAGCACAGAAUCCGACUGUCAGACGGCGUUGAGCGUGGAACCUUCAUUUUUCCUCUCGCUGGUGUUGCGUUCAUGCUGGUGGAGCCUCAGCAUUUGCCCGAAAAUGUGGAAGAGUCAGGACUUAUUGAGCAAAUAAAGAAGUUUGCGCAGGUCCACCGGAAUUGCUUUGUGCUGCUCUAUGCUCCUUUCAAUGGGAAGAGGGAAACAGACACACUGUCUCUCAUUCAGCAAAGCUUCUUGGGCAGCAACCCCAGGGUGUUGCCCGUGCGAAACAACACAGAGAUUCUCAAAGGAAUGCUGACCAUUGCAAAGGCCACAAGCAAGCCUCAUGUAGAGCGUAUCCAGGACCACAUGGCUCAGGCUCGCACACACAUCCUUGAAAGAAGCUCCGUGUGGGACAUGCUCAAACACUCCAUCUAAACUUCUUGUUAUUGUUUUAUUGCUCACACAAAUAAAGCAGUUGUUGGGGGAUCUUUUCCUCUGUGCGGACAA